CGGUGGCGUGACGCCGCCGCGGGUCGCCCGCCCAGCCAUGUUACCGCACAACAGCCUUGAGAGGAAGGCCAGAAUGAGGAGGAGGGCGUGAUCGAGCCAGAGCAGCCUUCUCCAACAGGACACCCCCCGGAGGCGUUGGACUACAGUCCCCGGCAUAUGGGGGCUGUAGUCGACCCAUCUAGAGGGUGGCUGAUUGGAGAAAGCUAGCCUAAAACAGCCCACCAGCUUCUCUCGCCAAAGCACGGAUUUGAACCCGAGUCGCCCAGGCCAAAUCUUUCUUUCCGUAAUGCCGAAAUGCCUCGUGGAGCUGAGCUGGAAGGAGUGUGUUAGGUUCCAGUAAAUAUUUGUGUGAAUAUUGGCUUUGUGAUUCACAUUCAAGAGACGUGGGUUCAGUUCCCCACUUGUCCAGGAAGCACAUGAUCGUGCCUUUGAAGCAGUCCAAAACUCUUAGUCUAACCUACCUCGCAGGGUUGUUGUGAAAAUGAAAUGGAAAGGAGAUUGUGUAACUGCCUGACGAUGCAUGCGGAGGCUGGAGAGCCAGUGUGGCUUAAUAAGAGUGUGGGAUGAUCUGGGUUCCACUCUCCUGCCCCCUGUGAUGCUCUCUGGAUGAUGCUGGGCCAGUCACUGACUCCCGACCUAACGUCACAGGGUUGUUGUGAGGAUAAAACGGUCGAAGAGGUUCACAUAAGCUCGAGUUGUUUUCCCCCUCGCAGAAGUAUCAGCUCCUUGUGUAUCAUGCAGACUCUCUCUUCCAUGACAAGGAGUACAGAAAUGCCGUCAGUAAGUACACCAUGGCUUUGCAGCAGAAGAAAGCACUGAGCAAAACGUCGAAAGUCAGACCUUCGACUGGGAAUGCGGCGUCUGCUCCUCAGAGCCAGUGUCUGCCUUCUGAAAUUGAAGUGAAAUACAAAAUGGCUGAGUGCUAUACCAUGUUGAAGCAAGACAAAGAUGCCAUUGCGAUACUGGAUGGAAUCCCUUCAAGGCAGAGGACCCCAAAGAUUAACAUGAUGCUGGCAAACUUGUACAAGAAGGCAGGCCAGGAACGCUCCUCCGUGACAAGUUACAAGGAAGUGCUGAGGCAGUGCCCACUCGCCCUUGAUGCCAUCUUGGGUUUGUUAUCCCUCUCCGUGAAAGGUGCAGAAGUGGCAUCCAUGACGAUGAAUGUGAUCCAGAGUAUCCCCAACUUGGAUUGGCUCUCAGUGUGGAUCAAAGCAUACGCCUUUGUGCAUACGGGCGACAACACCAGAGCCAUCAACACCAUCUGUUCUCUGGAGAAAAAGUCACUUCUGAGGGACAACGUGGAUAUACUGGGGAGUUUAGCAGAUCUGUAUUUCAGAGCUGGUGAUAAUAAAAAUGCAAUUCUAAAAUUCGAACAGGCACAAAUGUUGGAUCCCUAUUUAAUAAAAGGGAUGGACGUGUAUGGUUACUUGUUAGCCCGCGAUGGCCGCCUGGAAGAUGUAGAGAAUCUAGGCUGCCGUCUCUUCAAUAUUUCUGAUCAGCAUGCAGAGCCUUGGGUGGUUUCAGGGUGUCACAGUUUCUACAGCAAGCGCUACUCCCGUGCCUUGUAUUUAGGAGCCAAAGCCAUUCAGCUGAAUAGCAACAGUGUGCAGGCUCUGCUUCUGAAAGGCGCUGCUCUUCGGAACAUGGGGAGGGUGCAGGAGGCCAUCAUACACUUCCGCGAAGCAAUAAGACUCGCGCCUUGCCGGCUGGACUGCUAUGAAGGCCUCAUUGAAUGUUACUUGGCAUCCAAUGGUCUCCGUGAAGCCACAGUUAUGGCUAACAAUGUGUACAAAACCCUGGGAGCCAACGCACAGACUCUUACUCUCUUGGCCACUGUUUGUCUGGAAGAUCCUGUUGCACAGGAGAAGGCAAAAACAUUGCUGGACAAAGCAUUGACGCAGCGCCCUGAUUACAUCAAGGCGGUGGUGAAAAAGGCAGAGCUUCUCAAUAGAGAGCAGAAAUAUGAAGAGGGGAUCGCUUUGCUGAGGAAUGCCCUAGCCAACCAAAGUGACUGCAUUCUCCAUCGCAUGUUAGGAGACUUCCUUGUGGCAGUUAAUGAGUAUCAAGAAGCCAUGGACCAGUAUAGCAUUGCUCUCAGUUUGGAUCCCAAUGAUCAGAAGUCACUGGAGGGAAUGCAGAAAAUGGAAAAGGAGGAGAGUCCUACAGAUGCUACUCAGGAGGAGGAUGUGGACGACAUGGAAGGAAGUGGAGAGGAAGGGGAUCUUGAAGGCAGUGACAGUGAGGCAGCCCAGUGGGCUGAUCAGGAACAGUGGUUUGGCAUGCAGUGAGAUGGCCCUGAGAUGACCAAGAAUUGUCGUGCUUGAUGGGUUGACUCAGGAUAUCCACCUGCUUCUCCCUGGUAUGAAGGUUUUCAAGGCCCGUUUGUGCCACUGCCAAAACUGGGCUGAAGAAUGAUCCAAACCAACUGAGAAGAUUAAAAAAAAACUCUGGUUCUUUUUUUUUUUUUUUUUGCAUUAUGUUCUCGGUGCUCUUUAUUUAAUGCGAUGGCUAAGCCACUUUGAUAGUUUGGUAGUGGGCAGGCAUCAGUGUCAAACAGCAAGGGUGAGAUCUUGUUUCCAAAAUUAGGAGCUUUGAAGUAUUAUACAGCAUUUCUCAAACAUUUGCUAAAGACUAAAAUGAUGUCAGAAUCAUAGGGCAAGUUAAUUAUGCCUGAUCCCCAGCAGUGGAUAAAUGUAGGCUGCUUUUAUAUCCUUUUAUGAAAGGGGGCUUUAUUCACAAAGCCUGCACAGUAUCUUCAAAUGCAUGAACUCCUCCACAGACCUGUGGGAGGUUCUCGGAGGGGCAGUAAAUUUCCUCCCAACCCUUUCCCAACCCUCCCCUGUGUUUUGUGUAGAGCACUUAAUGUGCCUGCUCUUAAAUGAAAGCCAGCCACUUCAGGCAUCUGAUUGAGGGGCAGCUUUAUAGCUGAUCAGUUCCCAUAGAGGUCUAGAUGAUAAAACAGUGGUACAUGAAAUAAUUGCAGUUCUUGCUCCUUUUAAGCCAGUAUACUGGAAAAGGUGAGAUCGAGCUGCCCUGAGGAAAGUAGAGCUAUUGAAAAGCUCGAACGCCAAUUAACCAUAUCCUAUUGAUAUCAAAUUUAUAGCACAGUAUCCACAUAAAUAUUAAUUAACAGUAUCUCUAAACCUGCAUAGCUCACUAUUAAACACAGCCUUGCUAAUAUUUUGGACCUUGAUUUGCUUGCAUUAGAUAGAUUUUUUCAAAUCACAAUUCAAACGCAGGUUUCCCUGUGUGCCUCAUUGAAACCUAUUGCAUGAGGAACAGAAGUGUUUUGGGUUUUGUUACAAAACACUAAAAAGAAGGGCAUCUUCUUUCCUUCAUCUGUCUUGACUCCUCUGUUAACUUCUAUUAGCGUAAAGACUAGUUGUCCCUCUGGCCCCAGUGUUACAUAACAGGUUGAAUAGGGAAGAACGAUGUUGCUCUUCCAGUUGCUUGUUGUCUCUCUCCACUGGAAAUAGAAUUCUGCUUUCCUUCCUGGACAUAGUUUAUUCUGCACAGUUUUGGAGGUUUUUUCCCUCAUGCUGUGGAAUGCUUUUAGCAGUCAUAGAUAUCAUUUCAGAACUGAAGAGGCUGGGUUUGCUUUGUUCUUUCUUUCCAUUUUUGGCCAUCAUUGGGUGCUAGAAUUGUGUGCAAGUGACGGCAUUUGAUGGGAGAUGGGAAACGAGCUGAAGCAAACUUUAGCUGCAGUUAUUAUUUUGCAUCUGUGUUGAGUGGAAUACCAACAUUACAGUCACAAACUCUAUUAAACAAACAGAGCAAGCUGAAAUGUGUCCCAGUCAGAGUCCCUUGUUAGUUCGCUAGAUGGCUAUAGAAGAGGACCAAUGGAUAGGUUGUAGCUCUUUACCCCACUAACAGAGGUCAGAGUUAGUGACGGGUUUAAUUAGGGUUUUCAUACUUAACAACAGAUAAUAGCUUUGCAAAAACUUCCUGAACAUGAUGUAUGGAAGGGCCAGGUUCCCAGGAGAAGAUUGGUUUCAGAUGAAGGUUAUCGGCUGGGCAGUAUAAUUGUUUCAUUUCCUCUUUGAACAGCAGACACCCUGUGUUGUUUCACAAACUGCUUUGAAAAUAGAAGCUGCUGAAAUAAAAUGUCUUAACCAUC
Messenger RNA from Varanus komodoensis (Komodo dragon), 4117 nucleotides. It is a transcript of the gene ANAPC7, whose product is annotated as anaphase promoting complex subunit 7. Gene Ontology annotation, biological process: cell division. The record is from RefSeq and is a predicted model, not a curated record. Gene Ontology annotation, molecular function: protein binding. NCBI's taxonomy places the organism in Eukaryota, Metazoa, Chordata, Lepidosauria, Squamata, Varanidae. The transcript has 11 exons. Bases 792 to 2288 code for a protein of 498 amino acids.